Peromyscus leucopus (white-footed mouse) is the source of this 5244-nucleotide messenger RNA. It is a transcript of the gene Vwc2l, whose product is annotated as von Willebrand factor C domain containing 2 like. Gene Ontology annotation, biological process: negative regulation of BMP signaling pathway. NCBI's taxonomy places the organism in Eukaryota, Metazoa, Chordata, Mammalia, Rodentia, Cricetidae. The record is from RefSeq and is a predicted model, not a curated record. Gene Ontology annotation, molecular function: protein binding. Bases 937 to 1605 code for a protein of 222 amino acids. Gene Ontology annotation, cellular component: AMPA glutamate receptor complex. The transcript has 4 exons.
UUACGUCUUUCUAAUUUUUUUUAUUGUGAUUUAAAUGCAAAUAAGUGUCUCACACGCAGAAUCCCCCCUCCCGCCCCCCAUGCUCGCACCCGCUGUAUCCAGUGACUGCUUAGACAACACUCCAGCCUGGUCCGCGGAAGCAGCUGGAGGUUUCGACCAAGCUGGGCUCAGAAGCCAGUUGUUGGCGCUGUCCGUGGUGCUGAGGAAUUCCCGGCUGCCGGCAGGAUGAGCUCCGAAUCAGCAGUCUGCAAACUGCUCCCAGCGAUGGCAAACCCCAGCUAAAGUUGCGCCUUUGCUUCACGUCCACAGUUAGAAUCUUCUGGUGUGUGAGGAGGGAUUCAGUCAACACACUGUGGACGAUGCUGACGGUUCUGCCGGUGGAGUGGACUCUAAGCUUCAGUGUGCCGUUUCUGUUUGUGAUCCUCAGAGCCUAGCCAAGUCACCUCUACUGCCGUAGCAAACACUGUGUAAGUGAACCCAUGUGUGGAGGAGGCGUAAUCAGCCAGGAAAUUUCAUAGAAGGAUCUAAGAAAAUGCUAAAAAUAAGUUCAAUAUGAUUCUGCUACCAGGGUCCGGAUUUCCACAGGACCAGCGUUGCUUCUUGCUUUGAAUUCUGAAGACAGGUCCAAAGCAUAUUUCUUAUGUGUGUCUGCUGUGUUUCUCUCUGGAAGGGUGGGAGACUGCUUCUUGGCUGUGUUUUGAAAUGGGAGGUAGAGAGGAUGGAUUACCUUUAAUUCACGACUGAAAAUGCAUUCUUUGGGUGACUAAAGAGGACCGGCUUUCCAAAGACAUACCUGACCUUUAAGUUCAGAUUGGUCUGUGACCCACCGCACUACCAUUAACCUCAGAGUGACUAGCCCACCCCUCUUGCAUUCCCAUGGAAGGAGCUGAGUAUAUUUAAUAUUAGGAGAACAUCCAGAAGUCUGUGAGGAGGGGGAUGGCUCUUCCUAUUCAUGAAGCUUGCAUACUUCUAUUGGUCAUCCCUGGAUUGGUCACCUCUGCCGCCAUCAGUCACGAAGACUAUCCUGCUGAUGAAGGUGACCAGGCUUCCAGUAAUGACAAUCUGAUCUUUGAUGACUAUCGAGGGAAAGGGUGUGUGGAUGACAGCGGCUUUGUAUACAAGUUGGGAGAACGGUUUUUCCCAGGGCAUUCCAACUGUCCGUGUGUCUGUGCUCUAGAUGGACCUGUUUGUGACCAGCCAGAAUGCCCUAAAAUUCAUCCGAAAUGUACAAAAGUGGAACACAAUGGAUGCUGUCCCGAAUGUAAAGAAGUGAAAAACUUUUGUGAAUAUCAUGGAAAAAAUUACAAAAUCUUGGAGGAAUUUAAGCCCUCUCCAUGUGAAUGGUGUCGCUGUGAGCCCAGCAAUGAAGUUCACUGUGUUGUAGCAGACUGCGCAGUUCCUGAGUGUGUCAACCCAAUCUAUGAACCAGAACAAUGUUGUCCUGUCUGCAAAAAUGGUCCCAACUGCUUUGCAGGAACUACAAUAAUUCCAGCUGGCAUUGAAGUGAAAGUGGACGACUGUAACAUCUGUCACUGUCACAACGGGGACUGGUGGAAACCCGCUCAGUGCUCAAAGCGCGAAUGCCAAGGCAAGCAGACUGUGUAGGGCAAAUUCCCGAACGGUGACAAGUUCUAGGAAGGGAUGCUAUGGCUUCUACACUGCACAUGUCUAACACUCAACCACAUGAGCAAACAAAUUCCUGCCAGCUACAACAGGGUCACCAGCAAAACCUUCUGGGGUUGACAAAAGUGAUUAUUUUACGAAGAGGAAAUUUCUCUCUCUUUCUCUUGCUAUAUAAAAUAUACACAGCAUAUGGCUAUCUAAACCACUUUUGUAAUUACCAAUGCUUGAUGGUGACUUGACGACCGAGAAUUCUGGGACAAGAAAGAAAGAAAACAACCUUGGGCAGGCUCCCUCCCAGGUGAUGUCUCUGACCUGCCAAUCCAUGUCCCUUGAUUUACUCCAUUUUUACUCUGUUGGCGCGUACUACACUUUUCUGUAUUUUCUACCUUUGGAAUCUAAAGGGGUCAGAUUUGAUUGCACAGUAAAGUUUUGUGUUGUAUCAGAAGUGAUUGAGAAAGAAACUUUAGAGGGAAAUAUCCUUCCAGAGGGGGAUGGUGGAAGAGGGUCCAAGCCGCAGCUCUCUUGGGGCGGCUAUUGUGUCUGUAGGCUAAGAAACAGAGUAGUAAACUGGGUCCUCUAUACACCAACGUGAGGAACAACUAGUUUGUCCAGUAUGUUGGGGCUCACUAUCGAUUCUUACAAACCACACAUUUCAUCCACAAAACUUUGAAACUGCCAAUCGGAAACAAGUAGAUGAAGAACCCAAAGAGACAGGUAUUUAAAACUGUAGCAUUUAGUCACCAGACAUCUCCAUGAUGCCAGCUUUGAGUUUGGUUUAUAAUUAAACACACCACAAAGCCCACCUUGUCACCAGGCAAUAGAAAUACCAGAACCAGGGUGAGGAGCCCCACUGUGAGUCAAUCUUUCUAAACCCUUCUAACUCUCAAGUUCCAAUUUGGCUGGAAGUCAGUCCUAUACACAGCAGUUUUUAUGGUUUGGGACUGUGUUUACCAUGUUCCAGUAACAACCACUCAGCCCUAAAUCUAAAAUCCAGAUUCAGGACACUUUCCACCUUAAGUGCUGAUGUAAAAUAAAGAUUAGGGUAGAGUGACUCUUGCACAAUAUAAUUUCAUUAGUUGAACAUUUUUAAUGUAUAUAUUAGAUACUGAACUAUUAAAAUGAACCUUUGAAGAGUCUCAAGGUUGCCCUGGUAAUGCUGCUAGUAUAAUAACAGAAAAAAAUAAUAAAAGAAAUACACAGGGUAUCUGAUGCCAUCGGCAGUUAACUGCAAAAUUCACAGUUCUGAGACCACAUGACCCAGUUGCUUAGUCCACUAUCUGUCCUCACACCCCUGGUGUAGAUCUGAUAGGGAAAUUUCAAAGUUUUCUUCAUCUCCAGUUGUCUUUCUUUUUCCUGUUUUCUGCUCCCAAACACAGUCUGGGUUUCGUGUGGCUUCCGUGGAGGAACACAUCACGCAGAAGGACAUCUCAACCUCAGUCUACCAUUUAGGGCCAGGCUAGUAGGAGCUAUGCUUCACACUCUUAGGAUGCUAAGUGACAUUCCUGGAUUUCAUCCGCCAGGACCAGGAACAUCCACCUAGUUAUAUCAACCAAAUGUCCUCAGACGUUGCCAAAAGUCCUCAAGGGGUGUGGGUAGGGAACAAAAUUUUACCUGGCUGAGAAGCUGUGUCCUUCAGCUGUAUCAUUUCUGCCACUUGACAUGCCGGGCAGCUCUGACUGCACACACAUGGCUUUGUUGAGCCCCUGAGCCCUUUGGAUCACACACAACCAGUAACCCCAGGGUCAGUCUCCUCCCUACCAAGUGAUGCUUCUAAGACCCACUCUCGGGACACCAGUUUCCUUAGUCUCCUAAAUUACUUUUCUCACUUAAAGUUGUCAGCCUCUCCUCCCCAGAAGCACCACCUGUCAUCAAGAAAAAGUUGUCAUUUCCAAAAUGAAUGUGCCGACGAGCCAGACCUGACACUUUUACACACACUAGGCUUGUGUUAUGGUACAAAUAACCAUCCUGGUGCCAUCCGAGGAAGAACAUCCAGCCGCCUUUCUUUAGAACACCAAUUUGUUGCAAGGUUGGUGCCUUUCAGUUGCCACUAUGGAUACAUCAUAGAGACAGCCAUGAAUCUUUCAUGAGCAAUUCUGCAUGAUUUAUGCCUGCACUCAAAAGCAAAAGGCACCGCACACUUCAGCCUGUGUCUAGACAAAGUUGUACUCUACAGCUCUCUUUGCCCUGAGGUUACCUAUUGACAGUCCCCCAAAUCCACAUUCUUGAAAGGAAAUAAUAAUGAUGGUUAUUAUUAUUAUUAUUAUAAAUGACAGGAAUAAGAUCUAAAACUAAAAACAAAUCAAUGAUAGAGCCAUGUAGCAUAGACCCUUAUCUGUUAUUAAGGAGUUAGUAUGCCCUUGUUAGAAACAAAGAAUGUGUAACUUGGAAGCCAAGGUAUAGAAAUUUUGCAUAAAAGUCUGAGCCCACUGAUCCUCACAGCCAGGACUCGGUGGGAUAGAGUGUAACAUCCAUCAAAACUCUCUUCAGAGAGUUUGCCGCUGGCAGCCGUUCAAUGGCCUCUAUUACAAACUUGAGAAGGAGAUUUUCAUCACUGUUCAUGUCGGGUUGGGCCUGGUUUCUUUUGUCUGUUUAGUAUAUUGUUUUGUUUUUGUUUUUUUUUUCCAUUCCACUACAAUUCCUUUAAUACUCCCAAUCACCGAUGCUUUCCCCCUUUUAGGGACAGACAAACCUAUACUGUGACAGAAUUUCUCAUAAACCGAUACCCAUUUAACAACUUCCUUCUAGCCAGGUCACUGGGCUCUUCUUUCCAAACCUCUGAAUGUCAGAGUUCUUCUCGUCUCAUCGUUUUGUUGUUGUGGUUGUUAUUUCUUUUGAAGGCUUUGAUUACAGCCACACAGUCACCUCUGUGUUAUCCUUUCUCUUCUGCCUUUGGGUCUCGGCUUUAAAUUCAGCUAUGUUUAAAUAAGGGAUCAGCAUCCAGUUUAUCAGCUGAUGCCUGUUAAACUGAUGCAGUUUCUAAAAUCUCUGAAAAAUGGUGUGCCUGAAAACUAGUGAGAGAGAGAGAGGAAAAAAAAAACACUAAAUAAUAAACUGUAAAAAAAAAGGGGGAUUCUAGCAACAAUAUUUGAUGUGUAAAAGAAUAUAUUAUUAAAAAAUUAUUUUGUUAAAUAUAAAGUGUGUUAACCAGUGACCAUUGUUUGUGGUAUAUUUUCCUGCCCACGUUUCUCUUUUCUCCACUCCUUCUUAUUCAAUGAUGAAGUCACAGUGGCUUCUGUCACCCAACAGCACACACCCCAUUACAGCUGUAGCCAAAUAGAAUUAAGCUUUAACUCUAGUAUUUGCCUGAGUGCAUUUUCAUUUUUCAAAAUAGGAGGCAAGGCUGACUUGGGGGAAGGGGAGGCAUCACCGAAAAAGGCUCAAAUAAACUACAAGUGGGAGUGUUUGAAAUGGCAGGGUCAAAAACCCUUCCUUCCUCCACACCCAUGCUCAGCACUGCAGUGUGUGAAUGUUCGGACAUGUCAAGAACAGUGCGAGCCUCAAAGACCGCAGCAUUAUGUCCAGUCUCCAUACCACAGCUACAAAGAAGGAAUCCUGCCUGUGUUCUAACUCCUGAGAAAAUAAGAAUAUAAAGAGGCGAAUCUAACAUCAUGAGAUGAGAAA